AUGGACGCAGCAACAGCAGAAUUAUCUCUAGAAAGCAAUCCUAUAUCGCCAGAAAGCAGCGAUGGCAAUGUUGAAUCCAGAAUAAGUCCCAAUGAUGAUGCGGAACGAAAUGCAGGAUUCCUCUAUUCGGAUGGUCAAAGUAAUCCUCCGGACGAUGUGGAGAAUGCCACUAUUGAAGACUCUGUGGUUCAACUUCCGCAGCAAGCCUUUCAGAAUCGGCGCCAACUGAUCGCUGUUCGGCUAGGUGCUGGUUUGCAAGUUAUUGGGAGGGAUUGCUUUGAAGGAUGCCGCGAAUUGGAGUCUGUGGAGAUUCCAGAGUCCGUCACAGAAAUUCGAUCCUUUGCGUUUGCUGGUUGCUACAAUCUGAAGGAUUUAUGUCUAAGGCAAGGAUUGGAAAUAAUAGACACAGGUGCCUUUGUCUCUUGUAUCUGGCUCAAGACGGUCAAGAUUCCUUCGGGUAUUCAUCUCGUAAGAAGUCAUGCGUUUUCCUUUUGCAUUCGACUGACCACUCUGGACUUGCCAGAAGGUCUUCAGAAUAUUGCUCCCAAGGCCUUUCGACAGUGUAUUUCUUUGAUGACUGUUCGGAUUCCCUCUACUGUGAUUAUCAUCAAGAUUUGCGCCUUUUUGGAUUGCAAGAACUUGCUUUCCGUCGAAAUGGCAGAAAAUGGGCUGCAACGAAUUGAAGCCAGGGCCUUUCAAAAUUGCGAGGACCUAAGAAGUUUCUUUCUCCCUGCUACUGUCGACCGAAUUGGUGAAGAUGUCUUUGAUGGCUGCACCAAGCUAAAGGAGGCUCUACCAUCAGAUGCUGGUGCCAUGUUGGAAAGCCUUCGCCAUCGUUUUGAUGGGAAACCAAUUCACAAGCUGGCCUACUUUCACUCGUUCCAAAAUGUGGACACGGUGAUGGAUGCCAUGACUGCCUUCUUUGCAGAAGAAGAGGAAGAGGGACCUCCCGAUACGGACAUCUUUCAAAUGUGCCCACUGCACAUUAUCGCUCUGUCCUCCAAGCCUGAUGUGGAAGUUGCUCUGCAACUAGUCCGACAUUAUUCGGACUACCAUACGAUGGAAGAUGCCUGGGGCCGCUUGCCCGUAAUCUAUCUCUGUCAAAGUGCACCACCAAACUCGCUAAAGCUGGUGCAGCUUGUAGCCAAGGUCAUUCUACCAGCCAUACUGGAUACUUUCCAUUUGCAAGUUUGGGAGCGUCAAAUUGCAAAUUACAUUUCCAAGAUGGACGAAUCCAACGACUGCCGAGCACGGUCCGCUCAGAUCCAGCGAGUCCUAAGACUGGUGGAAAAGUACCGGAACAAGGAAAAGAUGUGUCUGAUCGAAUGGACCAUGUGGAAAACGAAGAUGGAUCAGCUCCAUCCUUCCACCACCGAAGAAACUUUGGAACGACCGUCCAAGAGAAGUCGCCAAUCGACUACCUCGUCGUCUCAAAUGACACUGCCGUCAAAUCGAAUACAAUCUCGAACGCUUUGUGGAGCAGACGUUGUAAUAUCCAAUGUGGUACCGUUUCUAAUGGCCGUUGAAUAG
Molecule: messenger RNA, 1530 nt
Organism: Cylindrotheca closterium
Lineage: Eukaryota; Bacillariophyta; Bacillariophyceae; Bacillariales; Bacillariaceae
Source: the annotation of a GenBank genome assembly